ACACUGACACAGAUUCACUAGUGUAUCAUGUUCAGACAGAAGAUUUUUAUGUGGACUUGACGGCUAACCACAGCUUGUUGGAUAGGAUGGAUACUGCUAACCUGCCCAUUGACCAUCCUUGUUAUGUGGCAGAAAGAAAGAAGACUCCGGGCUUCUUCUCCGACGAUGUGGACGGGGAUAUUAUUACUGAGUUCUGUGGGUUGAGGGCCAAGUCGUAUGCCUAUAAUAUAUAUGCUGUAGAGGGCAAAGUAGGAGGAGGAGAAAAUAUCAAGGCGAAGGGUAUCAGAGCUCAUGUGGUUAAAAACCAUAUGACUCUUGAAGACCAUAGAAAGUGCCUGUUUGGAGAAGUUGGACUGGAGUUGAAUAGAGACAAUGUAUCGAUACGGUCAUUUAAUCACCAGCUUAUGACAAUAAGAACUAAUAAGCUAACGUACAACAGCUAUGAUGAUAAGAGGGUGGUGUUAGAGGACAAAAUAAACACACUAGCCCAUGGUCAUUAUAGUAUAGAGGAGGAUGAUUAGCCUGAGAUCAUAACUGGAAUGAAGAAGAGAGACCUUCAACAUUGCUUAACCUGAUUUUAUAUAUUUUUAUUGUUAUAUAUUGAUUAUUACAAAUAACUUAUAAACAACUGUUUAGUUUUGUAUAUCUAAUAUAUAAAAAUAAGUCCGGUUUUCCUCCCUGACGCUAUAACUCCAGAACGCACCAACCGAUUUCCAUGGUUUUGCAUUCGUUGGAAAGGUCUUGGGCUACGUGAGGUUUAUAGCAAAGAAAAUUCUUGAAAAUUCAGGAAAAAUUCAACAGAAAAGUGUUGAAAUCGUUUUUCACAUACAGCGCCAUCUAUUAUACAUCUAUUAUAUCUUUUAUAUAUUAUUUUUAUGUACUUCAAACCAAUAGCAACGGUGCGUGAUAAAGUGUUUGACAGAUAGUCAUUAUUCUCUGCUCAGUUAAUUUCAUUUAAGCUCAGUGUAAAUUAUGUGGAUCGUGCAUUUGAAGUUAAAUUCAACAC
Acyrthosiphon pisum (pea aphid) is the source of this 1006-nucleotide messenger RNA. RefSeq lists its product as uncharacterized. The coding region runs from base 87 to 521 and encodes 144 amino acids. The transcript is spliced from 3 exons. The record is from RefSeq and is a predicted model, not a curated record. Lineage: Eukaryota; Metazoa; Arthropoda; Insecta; Hemiptera; Aphididae.